AUGUCAAAUUAUACAAGCCAGGUGCCCUUGCGCCUGUCCAUAAUCACUCUGCUGCCCAUCGGUUUGACGAUGCUGCUGAUGAUCGAGACGCUGUGGAGAGAGGGCUCCAGCAUAGGCAUCUGGUUCAUGCUCGUCCCUCGCUGGAGGGAUUUGCUACAGAUCACGGUGUGGACCCGUGCCGUGGAGCAGGUGCUGUUUACCAUCGGCGUCAGCUACGGUCCGGUGGUGACCUUCGGCAGCUUCUGUCGCCGCUUUGAGAAUGUGCACAGGGUGGUGUUCAUGGUGACGCUUUUGACCCUGGGAGCCAGCCUGAUGUACUCCAUCAUCGUGUUCUCCUCGCUGGGCAGCAUGGCGCUCAGUCUGAACAUCCCCGUCAAGGACGUCGUGCACGGAGGCCAGAGCGUGAUAUUCGUGGCGAUGAGCAAGUACUCGGUGCACUGGCUCUCCUCCUGUCUCUUCUUCCUGCUUGUCCUGAUCGCCGGAAGCAGUUCGCAGCUAUCGAUGGUCGACGUGGCGCUGACCCACCUGGCCGACUGUUGGCCGUCGCUGCAGCGGUACCGGCGACACUUUGCAGUCGCCUACUGCGUCGUUGCUUUCUUGCUCGGCAUGCCAUUCGUCACCGAGGCGGGCCUGUACCUUGUGCAGCUGGUGGACAGCCAGGUGGUCGGAUUCCUGCUCAGCUACGUGGCCUUCUUCGAGCUUCUCGCCGUUAUGUGGAUAUACGGUGCGCCAAUAUAUUAUAAAAGAAACCUGGAGGACCUGCACCGUCACGUCACGAGGAGUAUAGGCACACCUCGCGCUUAA
Molecule: messenger RNA, 804 nt
Organism: Rhipicephalus sanguineus (brown dog tick)
Lineage: Eukaryota; Metazoa; Arthropoda; Arachnida; Ixodida; Ixodidae
Product: sodium- and chloride-dependent glycine transporter 2-like
Exons: 7
Coding region: 1-804 (267 amino acids)
Biological process (GO): sodium ion transmembrane transport
Cellular component (GO): membrane
Source: RefSeq, a predicted model, not a curated record